Messenger RNA from Sclerotinia trifoliorum, 4268 nucleotides. NCBI's taxonomy places the organism in Eukaryota, Fungi, Ascomycota, Leotiomycetes, Helotiales, Sclerotiniaceae. The record is from the annotation of a GenBank genome assembly.
CGCCAACUCUGAGACGGAUCCCAUCCCAUCCCAUCCCAUCAUGUAUUUCCAACAGAUACGUCACUCCAGAUAGCUGCUCCGCUACAGCAAUCAAUCCAAGCCAUUUAUCAUUUAUCCCCCUCCACCCUUGUUUAUUUUCAUUCUCACCCACCAAAAACCAACGCGUCUAGAACGAGGAAACCUAGAAAAACUUCUUCGUGCUUCUUAGUAUGUUAAUGAUAGUUAAUAAUAGCCUCUCACAUCGUCGAUGGCCUGCAGAAUAAUAAUAACCUUGGUUUUACCCUACAUACUUACUCGUGUAAAGGAAGAAAAGAUCGAGUCGAAUUUUCCUAUCUUUGUUUGCAUAACAUAGCUACCUAUCUGAUUAGCACGCACAUCCUUUCGCUCCCAGCCGAGAAGCUUAAUACCCAUUUCAUUCUUUAGCUUCUUCAACCCUUCCGUUCCUUGACUUUUCCCAUAUGAGCCCGCACUAAUCAUUUAACUUUUCUUAACAUCUUCCCAUAAGAAGAACUUGAUUUUAAUCAAUAUCAAAUCAACAACAGUCUUCGCAAACUGGUUGAUAGAGAUCGCGCUCUUUGCCAGUCGAGUGAAACCAUAUCAGUGAUCGACGCUGUCAACAUUUACCCCACCAUAACCUCACAAUGGUACAAAUUGAUUCCCAUGAAUAUCUGUCUGAAGAAGAGAAACGUUUGAAGGAAGAUCGUGAGAGGAAGAAGUACUGGAAGAAAUGGGGUCCUUAUGUUGCUGAGAGACAAUGGGCUACAGGUACUUGUUCUCAACAAACUGUUUGUGAGCUUAUCAAUGCUAAUAUUUACCAACAGUGCGAGAGGACUACAGUGCCGACGGUGAUGCGUGGAGUCGUGAGUUUCACUUCUAGAUAGCACUUUAUACACUUCUAACGAUUGGCAGAUUUCCCUCAUGAACAUGCGAGAUCCAGAGCUUUUAGAUGGGGAGAGGAUGGUAUUGCCGGAGUCUCGGAUACACAUGGUUUUCAGAAUAUUGCUUUUGCUUUCUGGAACGAGGAGGAGUAUGUUGUAUUGCUAUUUGAUAACAUACGCUCAGGAACUGAUUUGUAUACAGUGACUUUUUAAAGGAACGUCUCUUCGGAUUGUCGAACCCUCAAGGAAAUCAUGGAGAGAGUAUUAAGGAGGCACAUUUCCACGUUGAUAAUACUCCAACGGUUAGUCGAAUAAUCAACACUUUACAUGAAGAGAAAACUGACAAAGUCAUUUAGCAUUCCUACAUGAAAUAUUUGUACAAAUACCCCCAAAAGAAAUUUCCAUACGAAGAUUUGAUCAAAGAGAACGCCAGAAGAGGCAAGGAGGAAAAAGAAUAUCAAAUUCUCGAUACCGGCAUUUUCGACGACGACCGAUAUUGGGAUAUCUAUAUUGAAACUGCGAAAGAUGAAGAUGAUCCAGAUGAGCUUCUUUUCCGAGUCACAGCAUGGAAUCGAGGCCCUGAGCCAGCGCCACUACAUAUCAUUCCUCACCUCUGGUUUAGAAAUACUUGGGCUUGGGGUCAUGAAGCCGAAGACAAGAAGCCAAAAAUCAACAAAGUUGGAGAGAAUGUUGCCCACGCUCGUCAUCAUAAGCUAGGCGAACGAUACAUGAUCUUGUCUCCUUCCCCUGGUGUUGGACCCAGUGGCGUUGAUGUUCAACCUGAAUUGAUCUUCACCGAGAACGACACAAACAAUGUUCUUCUUUACAAAGGGAAGAAUGCUCAACCAUAUGUCAAGGACGCAUUCCAUCGUUAUAUCGUAGACCGAGAGAAGAAGGCAGUUAAUCCCAAGGAAAAUGGAACCAAAUCUGCAGCUUGGUAUAGUUUCAAUGAAGGUGGCGGAGUGGCACCAGGAGAGUGUGCAGUGGUCAGAUUCAGAAUGUCCCAAAAGUACUCUGACUACUUGGAUGAAGAAGAAUUCGAUAAUACUAUGGACAAACGAAAGGAUGAAGCUGACGAGUUCUUUUACCGAAUCAGUCCUUUACCAAUGGCUGAUGAUCUUCGAAACAUUCAAAGACAGGCUUUUGCUGGUAUGAUGUGGUGUAAACAAUUCUACCACUUCAUUUGGGAGCAGUGGGCGAAUGGUGAUCCAGCUCAACCUCCACCUCCACCAGAUCGUAAAGCUGUCCGAAACUUAAAUUGGAAACAUAUGUAUCUGGAUGAUAUUUUAUCCAUGCCAGAUUCCUGGGAGUAUCCUUUCUUCGCAGCAUGGGAUUCAGCUUUCCACUGUAUUCCACUUGCCAUGAUUGAUCCGGAUUUCGCUAAGAAGCAAUUGGAUCUUUUCACAAGAGAAUGGUACAUGCAUCCUAAUGGACAACUUCCUGCCUAUGAAUGGAAUUUUGGAGAUGUUAAUCCACCUGUUCAUGCUUGGGCUACUUUCCGUACAUUCAAGAUUGAGAGAAAAUUAUAUGGACGUCAAGAUCUCGAUUUCCUUGAACGAGUUUUCCAAAAAUUACUUCUCAAUUUCACUUGGUGGGUUAACCGCAAGGAUUUUGAUGGAAAGAAUGUAUUUGAAGGUGGUUUCCUUGGCUUGGAUAACAUUGGUCUUUUCAAUCGUUCUGAGCCAUUGCCAACUGGAGGUACUUUGGAACAAGCAGAUAGUACGGGUUGGAUGGCCUUUUACUGUCUGUGUAUGUUGAACAUCUCAUUGGAAUUGGCUAAGCAUCGUCGGAUCUACGAAGAUAUCGCCUCUAAAUUCUUCGAGCAUUUCAUGCUUAUUAGUGAUGCCAUGACUUACAAGUCUGGUUCGGCAGAAAAAUCUCUAUGGAACGAUGACGAUGGCUUUUACUAUGAUGCUAUCUCGUAUGGUGGACCAUGGACUCAGCAACUACCUGUCAGAUCUUUGGUAGGAUUGAUUCCAUUAUACGCUACCCUUACCUUGGAGCCAGAGCUCAUCAACAAAUUACCAAAUUUCAAAAAGAGAGUCGAUUGGUUUGUUGAGAAUCGACAUGAUGUUGCUGAACGUAAUAUGGCUAGUAUUCAGAAGAGAGGAAAGGGUAACAGAAUCUUGUUAUCACUUGUCAGCAAAGAUCGUCUCGAGAAAAUUCUAAAACGCAUGUUGGAUGAAGAUGAGUUCCUUAGUGAACAUGGUAUUCGAUCAUUGUCAAAAUUUCACGAGAAGAACCCAGUCUCCAUGGACGUAAAUGGACAAGAAUUCAAGGUUCAAUAUGUACCUGGUGAUUCAGACAGUGGUAUGUUUGGUGGAAAUAGUAAUUGGAGAGGUCCAAUUUGGCUUUGUGUCAACUUUUUACUUGUUGAGUCUCUACAACGUUUCUACAUGUUCUAUGGACCAUCAUUGCAAGUCGAAUGUCCAACUGGAUCAGGAGAUAUGAUGCAUCUUGGACAUGUUUCUGAAGAGAUCCAACAUCGACUCCAACAUCUUAUGGCACGUGGUGAUGAUGGACGUCGUGCUAUUAAUGAUGGUAAUGAUAUUUUGGACUUUGAUCCUAAUUGGAAGGAUAACCUAUGGUUCUAUGAAUUCUUUGAUGGAGAUAGUGGGCGUGGUUUGGGUGCUACGCAUCAAUGUGGUUGGACUGGUUUAAUCGCUAGGAUGAUUCACGAUACCGGGUAAGCACUUUAACAUCCAAAAUUACGCCCAUUUAUAAAUAAGUAUUUACUAACAUAACCCAGAAUCUCCUGCCGUCUCCCACAAACACCUCGUACCCCCUCUACAGGAAUGAACCACUACUUCGACGACAUCUUCACACGUCACAUCGCUGGCGCAAAUGGCAAAUCCCAAAAAUCCCCUAGACCAUAUCAUCUCCGUCGUACCUCCACUGCUAGAUCCAUUGGUGCCCGCUCAGAUUUCGGUGAUCAUGAUCAUGAACAUGAUGAAGAAGAACAACGUGAUCAUGAAGGAAGUGUGGCUCCAAUGGAUGAACAGAGAUUGAGAGAAAGGGAAGAAGCUGAUAGACAUGUGGCCAAUUAUAUUAGUGAGCAGUUACAUCGCGUUAGAAGUCAUGAUAGUGCGUGGGAAGACAGGGUCGGGGAUGAGUUUGAGGCGCAAUUGGAUGAAAAUUAGAGUUUGGCCGUAGGUGGUUGUGAAGAGAGGAGAGAAAUGAUAGAUAGAUAGAUGAUGAUGGAUGUUGUAUGGAGUACAUAAGAUACAGCGGAGGAUAUAUAUAGGUACAGGUGCAGGCGCGGGAGGUACACGAGAUACAGAUAGAUAAGAGCUAGAGCUAGAGCUAGAGCAGAGUAGAGUAGAGUUCAAAGAGACAAAAAAUUUCAGGUAGAUAGGUUUUAGAUAGAUGCUUGCAUGGUAUUCAUAUUCA